Mus caroli (Ryukyu mouse) is the source of this 5566-nucleotide messenger RNA. RefSeq names its product GA binding protein transcription factor subunit beta 2 (gene Gabpb2). Lineage: Eukaryota; Metazoa; Chordata; Mammalia; Rodentia; Muridae. The record is from RefSeq and is a predicted model, not a curated record. Gene Ontology annotation, cellular component: nucleus. Gene Ontology annotation, biological process: positive regulation of transcription by RNA polymerase II. Gene Ontology annotation, molecular function: protein binding; transcription cis-regulatory region binding.
CGGUGAUCCUGCGCCUCGCUAAGUAGUCCCGCUCAGGAUGCCCGCGGUGUACUUUUCCAGCUCACGAGGUCCUCAGUAGGAAGGAGUCGGACUCAGAGGUGCGUUGAGGUCCUGAGAGAAGGGCAAAGUGGCUCCGCUAACCCAUUUCCUUCAGAUUCCUCCGCCAGGACGCAUAGUCACAGCGCCUUCACUUCCGGGUCCGCCAUUUUAUUGCCUCCAUUUCUCCGCGAGGGGGGGUAAGGGCCCCCCAAAUAUGCAUAUGUGAAAAGGCCGAAAAGUGAGGCCGCUGGCAAGGAGUCUUAACUAGAGAAAGAAACGGGACCAAACUGGCGGGCCCAGUGAGAGCGAAGCCGGCAGCGCCCCGGACUAGGAUCCAGAGAGUUGAAGGAGAGAACCAACCCCUGCGAGUUAUCCUGUGGCUUCCACAUGCUAUGCUACCUGGAAACUGCUGUUUCUAUGCAUUAAGAUGUCUCUGGUGGACUUGGGGAAGAGGCUGCUAGAAGCUGCAAGGAAAGGCCAAGACGAUGAAGUGAGGACACUGAUGGCAAAUGGGGCUCCAUUCACCACAGACUGGCUUGGAACAUCACCGCUUCACCUUGCAGCCCAGUAUGGUCAUUAUUCCACAGCAGAAGUGCUCCUUCGAGCUGGCGUUAGCAGGGAUGCCCGGACCAAAGUGGACAGGACCCCUUUGCAUAUGGCUGCAGCUGAUGGACAUGUUCACAUCGUGGAACUGCUUGUUAGGAGUGGUGCAGAUGUGAACGCAAAGGACAUGCUGCAGAUGACAGCUUUGCACUGGGCCACGGAGCACCAUCACCGGGAUGUCGUCGAGUUACUUAUCAAAUAUGGAGCUGAUGUCUACGCUUUUAGCAAAUUUGAUAAGUCUGCCUUUGACAUAGCAAUGGAGAAAAACAAUACUGAGAUUUUGGUCAUGCUUCAGGAAGCAAUGCAGAAUCAGGUGAACACUAAGCACGAGAGAGCCAACCCAGUGGCUAACCCUGUGGCUGUGACUGCUCCGUUCAUCUUCACCUCUGGAGAGGUCAUUAACCUCGCUAGCUUUGUUUCUUCAGCCAACACCAAAGCAACCUCAGCUCAUUUAGAAGAAAUGGAAGAAGGAAAUUCUCUUGACUCCUCGAUCCAGCAAGUGGUGGGGAGUGGAGGCCAGAGGGUCAUCACCAUAGUGACUGACGGAGUCCCUCUGGGUAACAUCCAAACAUCACUCCCUGCUGGAGGCAUUGGCCAGCCAUUUAUUGUAACUAUGCAAGAUGGACAGCAAGUUCUAACUGUGCCUGCUGGUCAGGUUGCAGAGGAGACGAUCAUUGAAGAGGAAGAAGAGGAAGAAGAGAAAUUGCCAUUGGUGAAGAGACCAAGGAUGGCAGAGAUGACAGACAGUGUUGAGGAAAUGAAGGAAGGCAAUGAAAGAGAGCUACUGCAGCAACAGCUCCAGGAGGCCAACCGAAGAGCCCAGGAGUACAGACACCAGCUCCUCAAGAAAGAGCAGGAGGCCGAGCAGUAUCGGCUCAGGCUGGAGGCUAUGGCUCAGCAGCAGACCAACGGAGUUGAUGUCACCGUAGUUGAGGAAGUAGCUGAAGUGGAUGCUGUAGUGGUGACAGAAGGGGACGAGGUAGAAAGAGCAACACAAGUCAUGAAGUCAGGAAGGACCACGGAGCCUCACACUAACGUUUCCAUAGAAACUAUUUCAUCCUAACACCAAGGACCACAACUUGUGCUCCCUCAUCAUAUUCUUUGUAAGAAGAAAGUACAGACUGCAGGUACUGCGUACGAAUUAGAAUGUCCUUAAGAAGGUAACAGUAGCCGGGCUCAAGGCCUGAGCCUAGGAAGGCUGUGUGUGCAGCUGGAAAACUCAGAGCCACUUUAGGGGCAUCUGAGGGACCAAAGGACCAGGACCAAAUCUCUCAGCUCAUAUCGUUGCUUUAAACAGAGUACUGGGCAUUGUAGGUUGAAUUUUUUUUUAAUAGUUAGCUUUAUAUCGAAAGAUUUUAAGAUAGUACUUGUAAUACAUAUACACCAAGAGCCUUUAAUAGUUAUACCUGAAAUUUUUCAAGUGACCUGAAAAUUUGCCUUAGAUUUAUGAGAGUGAUGCGGUUGUAGGAAGCCUCCUCUUGAGGAAGAGUAAAGGAUAGCAUACAGUUGUAAAGAGCAGGCACACAAGCUCUCCCUAGUUAACCUACUGACAAGAAGUCCCUAAGCCAGGCGUGGUAGUACACACCUGUGAUGUCAGCACUCAGGAAGCUGCGACAGGAAGCUAUUUGAGGUCAGCCUGAGCUAAAGAGUCCUUCAAUAAAAGAGGGCCAGAUGUGGUGACACAUGCCUUGAGUUUUAGCACUUGGGAAGUAGACACAGGCAGAUCUCUUGAGUUCAAGGCCAUGUGGUCUACAUACGAAGUUCCAGGCCAGCCAAGGCUACACAGUGGGACCCUGUCUUUACAUACAGCAGAGCACAGCUGGGGUGGAGAAGUGGUGCUUGCUCUUCCAGAGAACCCAGGUUCUACUCCUAGCACCUGAAUCAAGCUGCUCACAAUUACAUGUCCAUCCAGCUCCCAGGGACCAUGCCCUUUUCUGGCAUGUGUGUAUAUCGACACACAUACAUUUAUAUAUACAUAUCAAUGAAAGAGUUUUAAAUUAAUAACAAAAAAAUUAAACUAGUUGAAUGCAGUGGUUCACACUUUGGGAACCUGAAACAGAAAGAUUAUGAGUUUAAAGCCAGCUUGAACUCCAUUGUGAGUUACAGGUCAGCCUAGGCUAUAGUGUGGGAUCUUAGUGCAAGAGAAAAAUCAAGUGUCAUGGUGUGCACCUCUAAUUGUAGCACUCAGGAGUUAGAGGCAGGAGGAUCUCUAAGUUUGAGGCCAGCCUAGUCUACAAAGAGAGUUCUGGUAUAGCCAGGGCUACACAGAGACACUGCCUCAAAAAUAGAGAAAAAUUAACAAAGAAGGGCUGACUUAGGAUUACCUGAUAAAUUGUGUCCAUUGCUUAGAUACAGUAUAAAAAAAAUAGGCAUAGUGGCACAUCCUGUAGUCCCAGCACUUGGGAGGUGAGACAGAAGACCACUGUAAGUUAAAGGUCAGCUUUGGCUUCAGUGAGAUCUUUCUCAGAAGAACAGCAAAAACCCAGAAAUGACCAGAUGGAGCAGUGACGGGCUCUCAUCCCUGCACUUGGGGAGCAGAGACAAGCAGGUCCUUGGGAUUCUAACUACCUGGUCCACAGGGUCAGUCCAGCCUAGCAGGGUUACUUAGACCCUGACAAGGAAUCCCUGAGGCAUAGCUCAGUGGUAGAACGUGGUGCUUAGCGUGCAAGGAAGCCCUGGGUCCGUCCUUUGGCACUGUAUGUACACAGCGAGAGGAGGGCACAAGUGCAGGGAAGAAAACCAUGGACACCAGACUUACACUCAGGAGAGAGGCUGUGCUGCUGAUGGGUAGGAUGUGCAGAGCAGCGCCCUCCAGGCUGUGCUUCCAGAGAGGCUUCUGGGCUCCGAGUUUCUGGUCCUGAGAUGGAAACUAUAUAUUGGCUGGACUUUAUAUUUAUUGUCAUUGUAACAACAUCUUUCAUCCAAACAUCUAUUUAUAUAAAAUCAAGCCUAAAACUCUUUAAAUUGUAUAAAAUUUGGCCAAAUUUUCUGUGUCAUGUGGGACACUGGUGCUUUCUGUAGCACUGAGCAUUCUGUCAAAAACAAAGCAGUGUGGCAGACUGACCAGGCUGGGGAGGUUUGUCCCUGUUUGAUUUAGUGUGAGUGCAUUGCUGCUUCUGUUAGUGUGGCCAUGGAGUCUGUGCCCUGUAGUGCUCAGGUGACAAAGGGAGCAGGUAUCACUGCCACAGCAAGGAGCCACCCCAGGCCCAUUGCUGACCUCCCCUCUCCCUUACUCCACAUCCCCCUUGCUCAGACCCUUGAAACAUUUUCAGUGCUAGGCUUUUGAGGAAGGGUUGGGGCAGGUCUCUCUAGCAUGAAGUGUAUGUUUGUGUUUGUAUAGCUGGACACGGUACUCAUGCCUGUUAGCAGUCAAGAGCUAUGGGAGGAGCAUUGACAUGAGCUCAAGGCCAGCCUCGUGCCUGUAAUCCCCACUCAGAGGGUCACUGGGGGUCUCAGAUGAGACUUCUAGGCAAUACAGUGAAAUCUACUCUAGGACAACAUGGACCACAGAGACUAUAGUCCAGGAUGUCUUGUACUGUAGUCCCUUGUAUGUCUUUUUAUGAGGUCCUGGGUUCAAUCCCCAGGACUGCAAAAAACAAUAUUUAAACAUCUUCUAGACAGGAUGUGAUAGUACACGUCUACAGUCCCAGAACUGGGCAAGGGAGGCAAGAGGUCAGAAGGUGAGGGUCAUCCUUGGCGAUUUUUCAAGUUUGAGCCCUGCUUACACCAAAGUGGGAGAGGAAUAAGCACUCAGAGAGGGAUUGGGGGUAGGUAAUGGGCAACGUAGACUUGCUUGCUUUAUUGCCAAUUAGAAGAAACCAGAGGGACAGGUGCCAAGUACACUUUUGAAUAACUGUUGAGAACACGGUUUCCGGAUUAGUGAUCAUGAAGAAAACAUGCAUUUUUAACCUGGCAGUUAACAUGGUUCUGUUUACCUUGAUUAGUGGGAUAAUUUGUUGCAGUGUUUCAGAGGUAUAGAAUCAUUUUUGGCUCAAAAUAGACUGAAAACAUAAUUCUCCAAGUCACAUUUAACAAAAUUGAAUAUUAGAGGUUUAUAGGCAAAAAUAACCAUUUUGAAAUUAACCUUGACUGCUAGCACUGUGGCAAGGUCUGCUCCAGGGCUCUGAGCAUCAGGGAUGAUCUAGUGUUGUGGGAGCAUAGGGAGGAGGCGUGUGAGGUUGAGGAUCUGUCUGCUGUGGAUUCUUCUGUUUGCAGCACUCUUCUGGGACACCCAGGGAAUGGGGUGCUAGCAGUAAGCUAUUGUGAGUGGCAUUUCAGAGCCUUGGUAACUAGAAGGAGCAGGUUUCAUGUUGACUUUAAUUUCCUUCCUUUUAAAGGAAUAGAUGCUAACUGCAGAGGAUAACUGUCCCUAACCACCUCGUUAUCUUCAGUAGUAUCUGUGGGGAUGGGAUCUGUCCGUCUAGUCCUCCCUUCUGAGCAGGGCUCCUUUCCACCUUUAAAGAGGACCAAGUUUCGUUGUUCCAAGUCACUUUUGAACAUGAGGUCCUGAGUUAGUAAAGGAGAGACGGACAGUGUCUGACAGGAAAGAGGUUCUCUUUUAUUUACUUUAAUAGACGCCUAUCAUCUCAAAAAGGAAGUAGGCUUUCCUUUCGAUUAGACUGCAGUGAGUGGGAGAGGGUGUGGGACGGGGUGAUUUCCCUUAGUUAGAGCUUAAGUAUUGAAUAGUCAAGCACAGGGCAACGUGAGAAACCCCAGCACUGGGGAUUCAGAGUUAGAGGCCAUCCCAGGCUACACAAAGGCGGUAUCUCAGAAACAAAAGAUGUGGCUGGAGAAAUGGCUCGGUGGAUAGGCAAAAAGAGGGUCCAGUGACCCUCCGAGUGGGGAUUACAGCAUGUCUUAGUCAGGGUUUCUAUUCCUGCACAAACAUCAUGACCAAGAAGCAAGUUGGGGAGGAAAGGAUUUA